Arctia plantaginis is the source of this 513-nucleotide messenger RNA. The record is from the annotation of a GenBank genome assembly. Lineage: Eukaryota; Metazoa; Arthropoda; Insecta; Lepidoptera; Erebidae.
AUGAGCGGUCAAGAUCUUCAGGAAACCACUAGAGUGACAAGGAAGUCUCUUAAAACUCUUCAACACACUGCCGCUGAUAGAGAAAAUCUUGUGGGUAGACCAUCGAAAAGUUUAAAACAUCAACUUAGCCACGACUCUCAAGUGGAGGUGGAAGUAAAAAGGAAGAAUUCAUCAACUAAAGAAACACAAGCAAACUUAGAUUCUAAAAUCACUGUUGAUGACCUUAUCAAUCCAGAAGGUCCAUCUGAAAAGUAUUGGGAAAUCUUGGCUGAGAAGCGUCAAGUUGCUCUUCAAGAGGCAUUAGAUGAGAAUGAAAAGCUCCGUAAAAUUAUUGAAGACCUCAAAGAAGAAAAUGCUAUGUUCAAACAGAUGCUGGAUGAAGCUAACAGUUUUGUUGAAGUUAUUAAGGAAGAACUUGCAAAUACAAGCAAAGAUGACACUGGUAUUGAUGUGAAUGACGUCAGCACUGCUGAUGAGACAGCUGAAGACUUUGAAGAAAACAAGACUGCCUAG